Fonticula alba is the source of this 989-nucleotide messenger RNA. RefSeq names its product chromosome transmission fidelity protein 1. Gene Ontology annotation, molecular function: structural constituent of ribosome. The record is from RefSeq and is a predicted model, not a curated record. Lineage: Eukaryota; Rotosphaerida; Fonticulaceae. Bases 100 to 600 code for a protein of 166 amino acids. Gene Ontology annotation, cellular component: ribosome; cytosolic large ribosomal subunit. Gene Ontology annotation, biological process: translation. The transcript has 3 exons.
UGUGGGCGUGGGCGCGGGUGUGGGUGUGGCCGCCCGCGGUCGGCCACGCGCGCGGAGGAUGGUCAUUUUUCUGGGGCCCAGGCCGGGGCAUCAUCCGGGAUGGUUCUCUCUCAACCUCGUUCUCUUUUGGAAACUCUCUUUGGAAGGACACGAGGAUUAACAAUGACCACUCGCUUCAAGCACACUCGCAAGCUCCGCGGUCACGUCUCUCACGGUAAGGGUCGUGUCGGCAAGCACCGCAAGAACCCCGGUGGUCGUGGUAACGCUGGUGGUAUGCUCCACCACCGCACCAACUUCGACAAGUUCCAUCCCGGUUACUUCGGUAAGAUUGGUAUGCGCUACUUCAACCGCACCCACCAGCAGUACUACACCCCCGUCAUCAACGUCGACAAGCUGUGGUCUCUGGUCCCCGCUGAGGCCGCCGCUGCCCAGACUGAGAAGGAUGCCCUCGUCAUUGACUGCGUUGCCAACGGCUACUUCAAGGUCCUCGGCAAGGGUCACCUGCCCAAGAAGCCCAUCGUCGUCCGCGCCAAGUUCUUCUCUGAGCUUGCUGAGAAGAAGAUCAAGGAGGCCGGUGGUGUCUGCAUCCUCGUCGCCUAAGCGCACGCAGAAUGUACCCGCACCUCUUUUCCUCACAGACGUCGACCCUUUUGUUUGCUAGCAGCCAUGUCCGGGGGGAUGCGGGGCGGUGUUUCUUCCCCUCCUCUCCGUGUGUGUUUGCUGCAGACCAGGAAGAGGAGGGAGGAUGCUCCUCUCCUCUUGUUGGCGGGGGCGCGAGAGAGCCGCCGUGUUGUCCGCGCGGGCGGGGGGUCCGAGGCGACAGAGAGAGGGGCGCUCCGCGCGCGCACAUACACACGCGCCUGCGCCUCUCUCUCCCCCUCUCUCUCUAUCUCUCUCCGCCCUCCUCCCCCCUGUCCUCCUUCUCGGCGACUGGCGGCAAAAACCCAGCCCUUGUCUCCCCUUCAUCAAUACAACUGGCAAGUUCCAAA